CUAUUCAAAAACUGUCAAUCAAUUUGACUUUUAUUUAAUUCUGCUCCGGAAUAAUUUUACUAAGUCUAGAAAAUGGCGGAGUUUGUAUUACUAAUGCUAGUACGCAUUUUGUUACCGGUGACUUUAAUCAUUGUAUCCCUGGUUCGCCCAGUUGGUUUGUCAUUUGUCUACCUUUUCAUGUUCUUUAUGUCGCCGUGGCUAUUGCAAACCAAGAGUCGUACACAACGUACAAUGUUACAUGCAUAUCUAAUAGUUCUGUGUGUGUUAAGUGUUUUGUUUAUAAUUGGGCAUAUUAUAAUUAAUUUGGUCAAUUUAUUUCAUUUUCGCUUGGCCUUGAGCAUAGAACAAGUUUUCAUUUUGCGUCAAGUUGGCUUUAUCUAUUUUAAGCGACUUCGACUGAUCACCGUUAUGCAGUGGAUACUUCCAGAUAUAUUUAUAUUUAUAUGUACUCUGGCUUUAUUUAUUUUUGCAAAAAUUUCUGCUAAGAAACAGAGAAUGCAUUUUCAAGAUGAAGAAGAGGAAAUUAUUCGGAAGAAUAGGGAAACCAGCGGUAGUUUAAAAAUGGCCGAAAUGAAUCGACUUUUAAUUAUUGUUUAUAUUCGAUCCAUACUCAAAACAUCUCCAAUUUUUUCUCUCAUUGUACUCUACUUCGCUGCUACUUUAAGACCAUCCCUACCCGGAAGCCUAUAUUUUCUGAUGUUCAUUAUAGCUGGGACCUAUUGGGCGAUUUACCGUCAAUUGCACCGCGGAAUGCAUUACCCUCUUAUAUUUAUGGUCAUUGCUCUGUCACUUCAUAUAACAUUUAUUAUUGGCUGUCAAUUGCCAGUAGUACAAAAAUUAAUCAACACCGAUACAAUUUGGUCUCGCAUUAUGGGAAUGGAGAUUUUACUUCGGCUUUCCGAGCAUAACAAUAAUGGAAAAAUAAUCGAGUUUAAUCAGGAAUUGAAUGUGGAUUCAUAUCUAAGCCCAGUAGCUUUGAUGCUGGCCUAUUUUGUAACAACCCUCAACCUUAUUCACCGUGCACAAUAUGAGCUUACUUUUAACAGUAUACGUAUGAACUUAGGACCGAAGCCCAAUGAUAUACCAUCUCAAAAGCAAACCGUACAUGAAAGUAAUGAAUUAAUAUCGCCUAACGCGCAACCAUCAAUGCUGGAACAAUUUUUUUAUAUGCUUUUUGAUAUCACGUCCGUUAUCUAUAAGAAUAGCUACAUUUUGAUGAAUACAAUUAUGAUGAUUUGGUCAAUUGUUUAUCAUAGUUGGCUGACAUUUGUGUUACUCAUUUGGGCAAAUAUUCUUUGGAUGAUACCAAAUCAACGGCGUUCAAUGAUGCGUUCCAGCUUUUUUGUCGUACUUUUUGCCGAGUUCCUAGUGGUUACUCAGUAUAUAUAUGGAAUGAAUAUUUAUGAGGAGGAGUUGCCCACUAAAGUGACGAGUUGUGGCUUUAAUCUGGAACAAAUUGGCUUUGUUCAUCCGCAAAAUAAAGGCAGUCAACCGUGGAUUCCUUUAACAGUGAAGACUGGAUUUCUAUUUACUUUUUGGAUAACAUCUCGUCAGUAUUUCAAGGAAAAAGCUGAGGAUAGGACGCAAAGUGAUCUCCUUCAGCAAAUCUUUGGACCUCAUCACUCACGUUCUGAGCACUUGCUUUUUGAAAAAUCACAAGCACCACGACUCAUCGUAUUUAUUUUCAAAAGUGUUACAAAUUUUAUAACGCGGAUAUGGAUGUGGCUGUUGAUAUUUUUAAUAUUCUUAUGUGCAAUGAUUGAUCGUGUCAUGACUGGUUUUCGGAUUUGCUACAUGUCACUCUUUCUUCUCUUUUUGAUGGUCUUCCAGAUGUCUCUUCAACUUUGGAUUAAAUUUCUCUAUGGAUAUUGGAUGUUUCUUAUUUUCUAUGCGAUGUCAAUACUGACAGUUAUUUAUACAUAUCAAUUCGACAAUUUUGAUUACUAUUGGCACCAGUUUUUAAAUGUGCAGCCAACAUUGCAAAAUGAUAUUGGCCUGCGCCGCUAUCAGACGAAAGAACUGUUUUUACAUCUCCUUAUACCCACAUUAACGGUUAUAUUUACUGUGGUUCAGCUACAUUAUUUUCACCGUCUUUUUAUGGAUUCAGUUCGACGGCCAAAACCAACUGAUCAAAAGAUCCGUGGUUCAAUCAUGACGUUUAACGUAGGAAGUAAUACUCCACAAAAGGUCUUUGAUACAUACAAGCAGUCAUGGAAAGUAUUUUUUUCCGCCGGAUAUAGAAAGCUGCGCUCCAAAGGUCGACGAUGGUUUAGGCCAGGCAAACUGAUUACUUGGGGAUUUUUGGAAAUGCAUAUGAUAAAAGCGGUGAUACUGACGUCAUUCUAUUGUGCUAUUUCCGAAGUUUGCUUUUUUAAUUUCUUUUUAGUUUUACUUUCAUUAAUAAGCGUAUGUGUUAAUCGCUUCUUAAGACGUGUAAUUUUCAGAGUUGUGACAUUUUGGGUUUCGGUGUUGGUUCUCAUGAAAAUGAUUUAUCAAAUAAAGUACCUGGAUCAGAGCCAAUACGAUUACAAAUGUAAAAACAACACUGUAAAUUUUGCGGAAUGGAUGGGCUUAAGCAAAAUGGAUCCAACAUUUAGUUCGCUUUUGCGGUACAUAUCGCCGUAUAUCGUUUAUAUGAUCGUUACUUCAUUGCAUGCAGUUGUUAAGCUCAGGGAUCAUCUUAUACGAUACUCAAUGUUCAAACGCAAAGAGCGCAAAGUAUUGUUUCCAAAAAUAAGUAGACAAGAUGCUGAGCGUGAUUUUGCAGGCCUUAUAAAAUAUCUGUUAAACUAUGGUUAUUUUAAAUUUGGACUAGAGAUUACACUCAUUGGAAUAGUCUCCACUAUUGCUCUUAGGCGCGAUUUGCUUGCACUGACUUAUGCAGUUUGGCUUAUAUUAUUACUUAGCCUGAAUCGAAUGCAAUGUGCACGAAUAUGGGAAAUUUUGCAGCUGUACUUUGUGCUUUCUAUAUUUGUGCAGUACUUAUAUCUUCUUAAUUUUCCACCAAAUCUCUGUGCUGUGUCAUCGAAAGAUUCCCCGUAUGCAAAUUCUACAAAUACUAUUUGGAAAAUGUUGGAUAACUCAACAAAACUUUUCUACAAAUCAAAACUUAUGCUCGAUUUUAUUGUUCUUUUGCUAAUUUCACGGCAGCGUAAAUCGUUUAAGGCCGAAAUUCAUCAUAUUGAUGGCUCAUACCGUGGAGGUGAUAACAAAAACGUAGUAUAUAAUAUAGCAAAGCUUGGACAUGUGUAUUUUGAAAAUCCAACACAUGAUUUUUGUUCAUAUGUGCGAAACUAUGCAGAUGUUUUAAAAACUGCUGUAUUUUGCGGUUUUUUUUGGAUAACACUUGCUAUAGUUUUCAUGGGAGGCGUAUGCAGUAUGGAUAUUCUUUCAUUGGGCUACAUUAUAUUUGCUUUGGUAUUUCUAUUGCAGGGAUCGGAAGUGUACUUGCAAAAUAUUCAUUAUAUUAUCUGUCGCUGGAACUGUCUCAUUGCAUUUAAUAUUUUAAAUAUUGUUGUUAAAGUCAGCAUUAUUGUACUAGAAAAUACAAUCAAGGCAAUAGAUAAGCCAUUUCUAAAUGCCCUUUUUACAGUAUUGCACCAUGAUAGAUCAUUCGCCCUGCAAAAGUCCGAUCAAUAUAACGUAUCUAAUGAGUUUAAUUCAAGAGAUGAAGACUUCCACUAUGGUCCAAAAAAACUUAUCUUCAAGAAUACUUUGGUCUGGCAUGCGAUUAUUUUUGCAUUUAUUAUAUUUCAACAUCGAAUUUUCCGGUCAUACUACUUUUGUCAUAUUAUAAUGGAUACACAAGCUAAUACUAUACUUGCUUCGAGGGGGGCUUCUAUAAUUGAAAACUUGCACUACAAGCAGAUUUAUGACCGUCGUGAAUAUGAGAAGAACGUUUUGGAGAGCGUAAAGGCUAAAAUGGAACGAAUUCGUGCAAGUAAUCGAAAGAAUUUUACAAAAAUUAGCUCCUUAGAUGCACAUAACUUUUCGCCACGUACAUCGAUGCAUGUUCAGUAUAGUGCAGAAGUAAGGAGCGUUUUACAGGACUAUACUGCAAAGCCAGCCAAGCCCAACACCCAUGUUACGGAUAUGUAUUUUACGCGUUCUCCACAGCCUAAGCGCAGGGACUUACGCCUUCAUCCACACGCAGUUCGUACUGGUGAUUACUAUAUGUUCGAAGAGUUUGAUGAUGAUGAUGAUAUGGAUGUAUAUGAAGAAUACGAUUUUCUAGAGAAAGAAGAUUUGCGUGCUCGACAAAUGCGACUACCAUCAAAAUCCAAAACAAAUCCUUUUCGUGAGACUCGUGGGAGUCAAGAAUAUAGCUAUGAAGAAAGCUCAGACUCCGAUUACGAAGACUUUGAUACGCAUCCUGUGAUUAAGCUUACAUCAGAACUAAUUGUCUUAUUGACAUUCAGAUUAAAUCGUCUUUCAAGAAAUUAUCGUUUUGUGCACAAGGUAUUAUCUGCCGAAAAAAAGACACUGCAAGAGAUAAGCACUAUGAAUCGCCUGGGACUGUCAAACACUGCAGCAAUGUUUGAUUUUUUAAAUCAAUCAUUGAAUGAAAAAAUUAGCGCAUCCGGAAAGGAUUCUGGAAUAAAUUUAGUCUCUAAAGGAGAUGAUUUUACCACACUUGACCAUAAUGAUUUUGUGCGAAUGCUAAUUUCUAUGUGGUAUGCUCUUAUAGCUAAUACCCAGGCGAUUUGCUAUUUGGCAGUAUUUAUUAACCAAGCAGCCAAUUCGUCAAUAAUUUCCUUACCGAUGCCAUUUUUGGUUCUUUGCUGGGGUUCUCUUACAUUGCCACGACCAACCAAAACUUUCUGGGUUACUCUUAUUACUUAUACACUGGCUAUGAUAUUUUUUAAAUCCAUAAUGCACCAAAAGAUUGUGCUUGAUCAACAAUUUAUAAAUCGAAAAAAAAACACAGUGAAUUUUGAACUAGUUAUGAAACAUGGAAAUGCUGUUUACGAUCUGCUUCUACUUGUGGUACUCUUCUGGCAUCGAUAUAUGCUGAAAAAGCAAGGCAUUUGGACUAUGCUACGAACAAAUUCAGAAGUCUUAUUGCUUGAAAGAAAUCCCAGCAAAAUAAAACGCACCUAUAGCAAAGAAAAACCGGCAGAUAUAUUGGAGCGUUUACGGCAAGAGGCAGGGGGUGAGCCAAAAGAUCCUCACCGCAGCAGUGGUUCACCAAGUGAAUUCGAUCGAGACAUCGAUGAUGUGCUUCGCCCGAGUAUGGAAAACAAAUAUGUUUAUCAGAACAUUGAAUCAGAGUAUUAUCGCAGAACAAUGCAGCGUUUAGCGCACAAAGGAGGAUUCUUGUCCGCCUUUUAUAAGUUUUUUUCAGGUCUGCGUUACAAAGCCCGUUUAUCAACAGAUGUAUAUACAUUAAUAUUUCUUUGUGAUUUUGUUAACUUUUUUGUGUUGCUUUUUGGUUUUCCGAAGUUUGCGUAUCGACAUAAAUAUACCACCAGUGUUUUGCAGACAUAUAUUCAGGGAAACAAAGUUCCAUUCAGUUUUCUGCUUAUGCUGGUCGUUCAAUUCCUUACAAUCGUAACAGAACGUGCAAUAUAUUUACGAAAGGCACUUAUAUACAAAAUAGUAUUUCAUUUUGUUACUGUUGUUGGGAUACAUAUUUGGAUGUUCUUUUUAGUUCCUUACGUUACAGGACACAGUUUUGGAGAGACAGCCCCUGUUAUAUUUUAUUUGGUAAAAUGUCUUCAUAUGUUAUUAUCUGCCUACCAAAUACGAUGUGGAUACCCUAAGCGCAUAUUGGGCAACGUAUUUACAAAGGGUUAUUCGCUGGUUAACUACGUCGCUUUUAAAAUCUAUAUGGAGAUACCAUUUCUUUACAUCCUACGAACAAUGUUGGACUGGGUAUGCAUUGACACGACUCUCACAGUAAUGGAAUGGAUAAAAAUGGAAGACAUCUUCCAGUCGGUUUUUAUUGUUCGCUGCUAUAGACAAAUGGAUACAGACUUUCCCGUGUUACGGGGCGAGCCCAAGGCAUUAUAUGUCAAACUUUUAGUAGGCGGAACAAUUAUAUUAAUACUUAUAGCCCUUAUAUGGAGUCCCUUGUUUAUUUUUGCACUUAUUGGGACGGUGGGCAAGCCCAAUAUCCCUCGAAGGGCUGACAUAACCGUUAAAAUUGGCCACUAUGAACCAAUAUAUGUAUCUCAAAGCUAUUCUGGCAUACAUCAAUUUUCAGACGCAAAUUAUAAAGAGCUAACCAACAGUUUUUACUUGGAUAAUUAUGCCACUGAUCAUAUAAGGGUGUAUGAUGCAGUCGAUAUAACAGCAAUAAAGUUCGAUGCCAACUCCUUAACUUUGUGGAAUAUGUCCCCCCCCGAUAAAAAACGUUUGUUAAGUGAUUUAAAAAAUGGUAAAAAACUGGAGAUUCGCUUAAAUCUCUCAUUAAAGACUUCAGUUACGACAGAAACUAUUACUACUGAAAUGGCAUAUACCCUAACAAGGGGCAAUAAAAAAAUCAGAGAAAUGCUAAUUAAAAUGAUGUAUGCUACAAACAGCAACGCGAGAGUGAUUAUACCAGAUAUUCUACCAAAGUUCAUUACUGUACAAAAACAGGACGUAAAAAUAAAAUUUAUCAAGGAUUACAAUGGAAAAUAUGCGCGGCCAAUUAUUUUAGAAAAAAAAGAAGAUGAUGGAAAAGUCUGGUGGAAUAUGUACGAUUAUUGCAACGAUAAGUUUUAUACGGAAAUUUUAUCUAGUUUACCACGAAGUGAUUGUGAAGGUGGUGUAGUCUUUUAUAUUUUUAAUGAUAAAUCGUUUCCGAGUACCAUGAGCUUUUUAGAAAAAACUGGGAUUAUUGGACUCUAUACAACAUUUGUGUAUGUAGUUUCCAGAGUUAUACGCUCUCUAAUCGCCAACAAUCACAGACGAAUCAUGUUUGAAGAUUUACCGUACGUUGACCGAGUACUUAAGCUGUGUAACGAUAUAUACCUAGUUCGAGAAACACAGGAGUAUCGGCUUGAAGAAGAUUUGUAUGGAAAAUUGUUAUUUUUGUACCGAUCUCCAGAAACACUCAUAAAAUGGACGCGAUUUAAGGAAGAUUUACCAGAUGAUAUAUCGACGUCCCAGCUAAGUAUGGGAAAGAGUAAAUCCUCCAUUAAUGAUGAUGAUUCGGUACAAACUUCUACGUCAACUCAGAAACGUCCGUAAAUGCAUUAUUGUCAAACAAGUUUAAACAGGAGCACAGUUUUUAAUUCUGGAAAAACACGCAAUAUACAUAUAUUUUCUUUUGGACAUGAGUCUUUAAUUUUAAAUACAGUUGUUGGUUAUAAUAAUUUA
Messenger RNA from Drosophila pseudoobscura, 7305 nucleotides. RefSeq names its product Piezo-like (gene Pzl). Gene Ontology annotation, biological process: regulation of membrane potential; cellular response to mechanical stimulus; detection of mechanical stimulus. The record is from RefSeq and is a predicted model, not a curated record. The coding region runs from base 73 to 7176 and encodes 2367 amino acids. Lineage: Eukaryota; Metazoa; Arthropoda; Insecta; Diptera; Drosophilidae. The transcript is spliced from 23 exons. Gene Ontology annotation, cellular component: plasma membrane. Gene Ontology annotation, molecular function: mechanosensitive monoatomic ion channel activity; monoatomic cation channel activity.